CCUUCUUUUAGGUCGAGCUUAUUAUCCGCCGUUAUUAGGAGUUGCGGUGCUGUUAAUAAACAUAAGCUUCACCGUUUACAGCAGCUAUGUCGAGUCUUCAGCGCUCUGAGCCAUUUUCAUAACUUUUUGCCACUGUUUUAAACUAUAUAAAAAAAAAGUUUCUGUGCCGAAGGAGAACUGAAAAGGAUCGAUAUAAGCUUUAAAAAAAAAGAUCUAGCUAUGGAGCAAUCUCAGUGGUGGAGACAUGUAGUGUUCCUCUUUCUUGGCAUUUGGGUUCCAUCAUUCUUUGCUCAGACAGCAACCACUGUGCGCCCAAGUCCCACUCCAACAGUCAAGGCACCUGGGUAUCUAAAGUUCCGACUGGCUGGUCAUCCUCGAAAGCACAAUGAGGGUCGGAUUGAGGUUUUCUAUAAGGGUGAAUGGGGGACCAUCUGUGAUGAUGACUUCUCACUGGCCAAUGCUCACGUGCUCUGUCGCCACCUCGGGUUUGUGUCUGCUACAGGCUGGGCACAUAGCGCCAAAUACGGAAAGGGCGCAGGUAAGAUCUGGUUAGAUAAUGUACAGUGCAGCGGCAGUGAGAGGAGUAUAUCAGUCUGUAAGUCACGUGGAUGGGGCAACAGUGACUGUACUCAUGAUGAAGAUGCCGGGGUGAUCUGUAAGGAUGAAAGGCUGCCAGGAUUUGUUGACUCCAACAUCAUAGAGGUGCAGGUGGAUGAAAGAAAUGUAGAGGAGGUGCGUCUCCGGCCGGUAGUGUCCAGCAAGCGGCUGCCAGUGAUAGAGGGAGUGGUGGAAGUGAGAUACAAAGACAGAUGGGCCCAGAUCUGUGAUAAUGGCUGGACACCUAAAAACUCGAGAGUUGUCUGUGGAAUGAUGGGUUUCCCCAAUGAGAGGAAGGUGAACAAGAACUUCUACAAGAAUCUCAGAAAGAGAUCCACUGAACCAAAAGUCAAAAAUAGAGUAAAAGCAGACAGGCAAGAAGACAAAGCUAAAAAAGCUAGCUCUAAGUCUAAACCUGGAAACUCGGGCACAGGCAAAAGACUGUAUGCGGAACGUCAGAAGAAUUACUUCCUGGUUCACUCUGUGGCAUGUUUAGGCACAGAGGUUCAUCUAGCUGCCUGUCCUUUAGAGUUCACUGAAGCCAAUGCAACUGAAAGCUGCCCAGGUGGCAUGCCUGCUGUUGUCAGCUGUGUGCCUGGACCGGAGUAUGCCCAAAACCGUGCCAUGAAGAAAAACUUCAAAUCCUUGAGCACAGUGCGUUUGAAAGGUGGAGCAAAGCCCGGAGAAGGUCGUGUGGAAGUUCUGAAGGGCAGUGAAUGGGGAACGGUGUGUGAUGAUCGCUGGAACAUUCAGUCUGCCAGUGUGGUGUGCCGAGAACUGGGCUAUGGCUCUGCUAAGGAGGCCCUUACUGGAGCUCGCAUGGGACAAGGCUUUGGUCCGAUCUACAUGAACGAGGUCCAGUGCACAGGACAUGAGCGUUCUUUGUGGAACUGUCGCUAUAAGAACAUUACUGCUGAAGAUUGCAAGCACACAGAGGACGCUGCAGUUCGCUGUAACGUGCCAUACAUGGGAUUUGAGAAAACGGUGCGUAUCACAGGCGGUCGUACACGCUACGAGGGCCGGGUGGAAGUGUUGCGCACCAGCACUAAUGGAACGCAGCAUUGGGGUCUGAUCUGUGGAGAAGGCUGGGGUACCAAAGAGGCCAUGGUGGUGUGCAGACAGCUGGGCCUUGGAUACUCCAACCACGGCAUGAAAGAAACAUGGUACUGGGAUGGCAGUAACGUGACUAACAUGGUGAUGAGCGGUGUGAAGUGUACAGGAGAUGAACUAGCCCUUAGCCAAUGCCAGCAACACAGAACCCUCACCUGCCAGAAAACAGCUGCACGGUUUGCCGCAGGGGUUAUCUGCUCAGAGACUGCGUCUGAUCUCAUUAUGAACGCACCUCUGGUGCAGCAGACAGGAUAUAUCGAGGACCGUCCGCUGCACAUGCUUUACUGCGCUGCAGAGGAGGACUGUCUGUCUGAAAGUGCUGCGAAAGUGAACUGGCCCUACGGCCACCGCCGUCUGCUUCGCUUCACCUCACAGAUCCACAACAUCGGUCGGGCUGACUUCAGGCCUAAAGCUGGACGCCACUCCUGGGUCUGGCAUGCAUGCCAUGGGCAUUAUCAUAGUAUGGAUAUCUUUACACACUAUGAUUUGCUGAGUGUCAAUGGCACCAAGGUGGCAGAGGGGCACAAAGCAAGCUUCUGUUUAGAGGACAGUGACUGUGAAGAGGGUGUUUCCAAACGUUAUGAAUGUGCUAAUUUUGGAGAGCAGGGCAUCACAGUAGGGUGCUGGGAUCUGUACAGGCAUGACAUCGACUGUCAGUGGAUCGACAUCACUGAUGUCAAACCAGGAAAUUACAUCAUGCAGAUUGUGAUAAAUCCAAAUUUCGAGGUGUCUGAAAGUGACUACACAAAUAAUGUCAUGAAAUGUAACUGCAAAUAUGAUGGCAACAGGAUCUGGUUUCACAACUGUCAUACUGGUGAUGCUUUCAGUGAAGAGGCAGAGAGGAAGUUUGAGAAAUACCCAGGACAGAUCAAUAACGAAAUCUCCUAAUCCCUAUCAACAAAUCUCAUAUAUUUUACUUUUAAAUUUAGACUGGGUUAUAUACAGUACUUAAUUCACUCUUUUCAUGUACACACUUAAGGAACAGCCAAUGUCUGUCACAGGGAAUGCAAAGUUCCAGCAGUCACACUAAUGGCCUCACCUUACUGAGAGUAACAAAGGUUUGAAUCCUGAGCUUGUUAAAUAGUGUGCUAUUUAAAAGAAACACUCAAACAAAAAAAACAAUAUAACUUAGUUAUUAUAUACGUACCUUGUUUUAGGUAACAAUAUGGGCAUUAAGCUUUAAGAUAUAAUAAUUUCAGCAUAACAUAAUAUAAUGAUUGAGUGUGUACUAUCUGAUUUUAUUUACCCCACAGGCAUAGUUUGUGUUUAUGGUGCUAUUCAAUGACUGCUAAAAAAAAAAAAAAAAAAAGGCAUCAGGUAUUGCACACAAAAAAAUGCAUCUGUGACAGUUGUCUUCUACUUGAAAAAAAUGUACCGUCAUCAAAGGAACAACUCAGCUAAGAAAAAGUAGUUUUAAAAAAAUGCCAUAUUCUCCUGAGGCAGACCAAUUUCAGUGUUUAAAUUCAUUUACAUUGUGUACUUUUCUGCAGGUACUGUAAAAUUAUUUUACUUAUUCAUGAUUUUUUUAAAAAACUUAUUUAUAUGUAUAACUACACAAACCACACAAGAUUGUUUUUUAAACUUUUAAUUAUACACACUUAAAUAAAUUACCUAUUAAUUUAUAAAA
Molecule: messenger RNA, 3334 nt
Organism: Clarias gariepinus (North African catfish)
Lineage: Eukaryota; Metazoa; Chordata; Actinopteri; Siluriformes; Clariidae
Gene: loxl3b
Product: lysyl oxidase-like 3b
Exons: 16
Coding region: 220-2595 (791 amino acids)
Biological process (GO): peptidyl-lysine oxidation
Cellular component (GO): membrane
Molecular function (GO): protein-lysine 6-oxidase activity; copper ion binding
Source: RefSeq, a predicted model, not a curated record